AUGAUCCUGCCCGCCUUCUCUACCGCCCUAGUGGCGGGCCUCCUCCCACUCGCUGCGGCCCUCGCUGCAUUCUCGGCAAUGACAGACUACACCAUCCCUCCAGCUGUGAUUAAAACGCUGAUGGAAUCCGAUAAAGAAUGCGUCAUGCCUUGGGGGUUCAACAUCACCAACUUCAUGAUCUUCACCCCCGCCCCCGGCAACAAUCACUCCCAACUCAUUAGCUUUGACUUUUUCGACGACCCCACCAAAAUCGCGACAUCCUGCGCCUUCAAUGAAAGUUCGGUCAAUGUCGCUCCUUUCGAUUUCACCCCUCGCUAUCCAUGUGAUGACUGGCGGGUAACCUUUAUGUGGAACAACGCAACACAAGGCCUGGAGAUGAUUGAAAGGGCCUGCCCAGAUGUCUUAACAACUUCUAUGGAGGCUUCCGGGUCGAUAUGGGUAAAUGGAACCUUGAGCUGCCUCGAGGAUGAUGCGAACGGUGCGUAUGGUCCUGGACUCGAUUGCAUCUCAUUUCGAAAGUAUGAGGCAAAGUACUACAGCCUUCAGCCCACACCGUGGUAG
Messenger RNA from Podospora anserina S mat+, 561 nucleotides. RefSeq lists its product as uncharacterized. Bases 1 to 561 code for a protein of 186 amino acids. NCBI's taxonomy places the organism in Eukaryota, Fungi, Ascomycota, Sordariomycetes, Sordariales, Podosporaceae. The transcript is spliced from 2 exons. The record is from RefSeq and is a predicted model, not a curated record.